Trypanosoma cruzi is the source of this 546-nucleotide messenger RNA. RefSeq lists its product as uncharacterized. Lineage: Eukaryota; Euglenozoa; Kinetoplastea; Trypanosomatida; Trypanosomatidae. The transcript has a single exon. The record is from RefSeq and is a predicted model, not a curated record. The coding region runs from base 1 to 546 and encodes 181 amino acids.
AUGUUUGCUGUGACGUUGUUGCAUGGCACCUGCGCACACACACACGCAGCGCCUGCAUCCCUCCCUUUUGUGUCCGUCCUCUGCCGGAGUGGCCACACACACGGGCAGCAGCAAAAUCACUUCACCCUCGACGAUCCAAAAUCAACACCGACAUCCCUCGCGACGCAAAGAUCUCAGUUGCAGCACGGGCCUCCUUUCGCCCUGCCAUCAACGCUGAAACACGGCACAGUGCACGCACUUAUUUUCCUCGUGUGCAGUCAGCCGUUUGCUUCACACAUUCUUCGAUGGGCUGACGCCCACAAAAGCACGCCACAAAAGGCCACCGUGAUCGCACACGCUCUUGCGAUGGGCGUCGGUGUGUGCAUGGAUCCGCUGCUCACACGUGCUGGCAGGCAGCCUGCAGCCGGUGCCCUCGUGCCAGUUCAUCGGCUCCAGCACGGAAAAGAGAAAAUGGCCUAUUCCCGAUGCACUUAUUCCCGCCAGCAGCACCAACACGCUGGUCGCCAGCCGUCAUUCCUCAGCACAUCCAGGAAUGCCGAAAAGUGA